UAUCUCUAUAUUAUCUGUGUGCGUGUAAGUAUUCCAUAGUGUCUGUGAAAUUGAUAUAGAGAGGGAGAGAGUGAAUUUUUGUCAUCUUGCUUGAUCAUGGACAAGAGUUCUUGUUAAAGAAAACCAGCCCAACUCAACUCCCUUCGUUUUCUUGUUCUUUUUCACCAAAUACUUGUCCCUUCUUCACCUAAUCUCAACAUAUUUUUUCACACAGUACACACAGUGGAAAAGAGAGAUUUUAGUAGGAGAAAAAAAGUCAUUUAUUGGAGUUUAAAUUGAUUUUUAUUUUUUUUAAAAUGUCUUCUGAUCUCUUUGCAUUUGACAAUUUCUUUUCUGAACCGUUCUUUCCAUUUACUGAUUCCCCCAUUGACAUUUUUCAAGACUUUCAAGAAAAUAUUAAUGGUAGUUCAAAUUUAAUUCAAGAGAAUAACCCAAUUGAUGAAACAAAUUCUUUGGAAAAAAUUUCGUCUAUCCUUUUGUCAUCAUCUUCUUCCCCACCAAGUAGCCAGCUUGAAAAUCUCUCAAUAUCCCAUUUAGAAAAUGCAAAAUACCCUUUUCCAGAUGUGAAAUCAGAGGAAUUUCCAGUCCCUUUUGAGAGUUUUUCUGGUUAUGAUAAUUCAUUCAUGCGUCAAAGCUAUGAUGGCAGUUCUGAGAUUGCAAUGAAGUUCAUGCAGAGGAGUCUUAGCAGCAAUUCAUUUGACGGAAAACAAAAGAAUUUAUUACAGCCUGGAUUUAAUUAUGUUUUGGAAGGUUCAAAUUCGCAGAAACAAAUCUUUAAUUCAACAGAAAGCGGUUUUUCAUCUGGUGAAAUGAGAAGGGUUUGCAGCACUGGAGAUUUGCAAAGUAUGAGAACAAAGUUGCAAACAGGCAAUGCAUUGUCCUCUAGCCCAUUGUCUACGGAGAAGUCAUUCAUGGAUGAAGCAAACUUCAAAGUAGGGCGCUACAGUGCAGAAGAGAGAAAAGAGAGGAUUCAAAGGUACAGAGCAAAAAGGAAUCAAAGAAACUUCAACAAGACGAUUAAGUAUGCAUGUCGGAAGACGCUAGCCGACAAUCGACCAAGGAUACGUGGCAGAUUUGCGAAAAACGAUGAAGCUGGAGAGAUUCUCAAAGCACCAACGUUCAAUGGAUAUGAGGACAAAUACGAUCGUUGGAUUGAUGCAUUUCUUUAUGAAGAAGAAGAUGAAGGAAUUAAAGGAGGAGGGCCAUUCUUCAACAACUUUGGUUCAACUCAGUAUCAAAAUUAUUACUAGAGAUGAUCAGUUCACGUGAGCAAUUUGGGAUCUAUAAGUCCCUUUAAGUCAAAAUAAGUUAGAUUCUUAAGUUGAGUUUAGUUUGACUUUCCAUUUGGAAAUAGUAGUUUUUCCCUUUACCUCAAGUGAUAAUCAUAUGGUCAUGUUUGGAAUGCAGUGCUGAAGAAAUUAUACACUAUAAUAAAGAUAUUAACUUUUUCUA
Molecule: messenger RNA, 1452 nt
Organism: Olea europaea var. sylvestris
Lineage: Eukaryota; Viridiplantae; Streptophyta; Magnoliopsida; Lamiales; Oleaceae
Product: zinc finger protein CONSTANS-LIKE 2-like
Exons: 4
Coding region: 297-1250 (317 amino acids)
Biological process (GO): regulation of flower development
Cellular component (GO): nucleus
Molecular function (GO): protein binding
Source: RefSeq, a predicted model, not a curated record